UAUGUGCUUGCCAGCCUCAUACUGUACAUAACAAAAGCAAGCCGAUGGAAUAAGUCGAAAUAACCCAUAAACCCACCUUCGUCACGGCACAUUGUAUUCUUUAGAAGGUCCUGGCUCUCUGGAUCUUUGACUGCGCCACAUGAAAGGAGAACAGGUCUGAAUUCAGCUGUAGUUGAGCUCUGCUUAUCUUUCCACGCACUGCCUGCUCUGCUCAAGGCAGCAUUUCAGAUCAGAUUUCACAUUCAGCGUAGACCAGCUGGGAGAGAGCGAGAGGGCUUGUUUCUCUUCCUUUCCGAAUCCGAUCUUGGUCGCGAACUCAACAGCGCGAACGAGCGUAGGCUACAAAGAAUCUGCUGUGCGCAAUAGCUUCGCGUCGGAAUUUUGUAAGGAUUUUCGUAAAUAUUCGCAAUUGACUCUUAGGUGAGGCAACACAUUAGAUCGGAAGAGAUGGACGAGCAGCCGCGGUUGAUGCACUCUCAUGCGGGUGUAGGUAUGGCUGGGCACCCUGGCCUGUCACAACAUAUGCAGGAAGGCACUGGUGGAACCGACGGCGAUGGACGAAAACAGGACAUUGGAGACAUUUUACAGCAAAUAAUGACCAUCACAGACCAAAGUCUGGAUGAAGCUCAAGCAAGGAAACACGCCUUGAAUUGCCACAGAAUGAAGCCAGCUCUCUUCAACGUUUUGUGUGAAAUCAAAGAAAAAACAGUGCUGAGUAUCCGCGGCGCCCAGGAGGAGGAGCCUCCCGAUGCCCAGCUCAUGCGGCUGGACAACAUGCUGCUGGCGGAGGGCGUGUCCGGGCCGGAGAAAGGGGGCGGCUCGGCGGCGGCCGCGGCGGCGGCGGCGGCCUCGGGCGGGGUCGGAGCGGACAACUCCGCGGAGCACUCGGACUACAGGGCCAAGCUGUCCCAGAUCCGGCAGAUCUACCACACUGAGCUGGAGAAGUACGAACAGGCGUGCAACGAGUUCACCACGCACGUGAUGAACCUGCUGAGGGAGCAGUCGCGCACGCGGCCCAUCUCGCCCAAGGAGAUCGAGCGCAUGGUGGGCAUCAUCCACCGCAAGUUCUCCUCCAUCCAGAUGCAGCUGAAGCAGAGCACCUGCGAGGCCGUCAUGAUCCUGCGCUCGCGCUUCCUGGACGCCAGACGGAAAAGACGGAAUUUCAACAAGCAAGCGACGGAGAUCCUGAAUGAGUAUUUCUACUCCCACCUCAGCAACCCGUACCCCAGCGAGGAGGCUAAGGAGGAGCUGGCCAAGAAGUGCUCCAUCACAGUCUCCCAGGUUUCCAACUGGUUCGGAAACAAACGAAUCCGCUACAAGAAAAACAUCGGGAAGUUCCAGGAGGAGGCCAACAUGUAUGCUGCCAAGACCGCCGUGACCGCCGCCAACGUCUCCUCUCACGGGAGCCAGGCGAACUCGCCCUCCACUCCCAACUCAGCAGGUUCUGCCGGCUCUUUUAACAUGUCAAACUCGGGCGACUUGUUCAUGAGCGUGCAGUCUCUCAAUGGGGACUCGUACCAGGGGGCUCAGGUAGGAGCCAACGUGCAGUCACAGGUGGAUACCCUUCGCCAUGUUAUCAGUCAGACAGGCGGAUACAGUGACGGACUCACGGCCAACCAGAUGUACAGUCCGCAGGGCAUCAAUGCAAACGGCGGCUGGCAGGACGCCACGACCCCCUCAUCAGUGACUUCACCCACGGAAGGACCCGGAAGCGUUCACUCUGACACCUCCAACUGAUCUCCCCCCCCCCCCCCAUGACCACCACCCCCCACCCCCACAUGAUCAGCAUCACCUCCCCCUAGAGCAGGCACCUCCACCAGGACUGGAGGUGGCACACCGGCCACAGGGCGUUCAGACCUAUGGGGUUGGGGGAACAAGGAGGACGCCAGCUCCACCGCCUCCACCUCCACGGAUUCACGUCGCCUGUGUCCCGUCUCUACUACCGCCACGCCACAGUCAGCCUGUUGAUAGGUCUCCCGUCCGCCGGUCAUACAGACUGCCUCUCUGUAUUUAUCUCAUGCUAAAACACGGUUGGCACGAAAACACACGUACAAAUGGCCCUUAUCUUGUAGACUAAACGCUUUCACUCUACCUCUAUUGAAAAUAACAAGAGAACAACCGACAACGACAAAGGAAAAUCCCAUGUUUUCUAAACCUUUGUAAUUACUGGUAUUUAACAUUCGCACCCACUCUGCCCAUGUCCUGUCUAAUGGCUAAUUUUAUGCCUUUGUGACAAGUUAUCUUUCGUCAACGUCUUGCUUCAUCCACCGUUUUCUUGUUGUUGUUGUUUUUUCUUUUGUCCAUAGUGCCAAAGUUCAACCUUGGAGGUGAAUUUUUAUGAUACGACAUCAUACUUCAUACACUGCAUUUCUCACGCAUUUGCUGUGCUUUGUGAAAUAACAUUUCAUGUUAGUGGUCAAUAUCGACUUUAUCGGCCUCUGCUUUCUUCCGUAUUCCUGGCAUUCUGUUUCAGACCCUCUUAAGCAGGCAAUAAGACGAAAACUGGUAUACUGUAGGUUCCUUUAUCGUGCACCUACUACAUCCAGCGUGUGGUCAACAAUACAUUAGCAAACAUAUACGACUUUGUAGGAUUCACAGAUCAAGUUGGGGGGGUUUGUCAGUGUGGAAAGAAUGGCUCCCGGUGGCUCUCGCUCCAGGAAUCAGUUCUCCACUCUUGAAAUAUUGCUUGUUGUGUGCGCAGCAUUCAGAGACAAGUCACCUGCAUUCGAAAACAUUGGCCUGGAACACUUAAUCAAUGACAACAUUCGCAGAAAUUAUGAUAAGCCGAUAUGAAUUUAAGCACAGUAACUUCAAGUGAUUACCUUCGAAGGAUAACAUUUGUACAUGUCAACGAGAAAUCAUGACAGAGAAAACCUCUUGAAUAAGACUUUGAUAUUGUCCUUAUACAUUUAUAGAACAAGUAAUGAACAUUCAGAACAUACAACGUAUACAGUUACACACUAUCACUGUACAUCAGUGUUUUCAUAAUAGCCAAAUACUGCUGGUAACCAAAACCACUUGUGUGCAAAAAAAUGCAUCUGAACAUCUUAUUACAGAUUUGGGUGGCUCCCUGUCAGUGAAUAAUCAAAACCAUUUGAUGUUCAGAAUGAACACAAAUCAAAUGUUUCUUUUCAGUUGGUGCUUUGCCGUUGCUAUUGUAUUUAAUAUCUCCCUGUUGUUAUUUCAGUUUUAAUCAGUAUUGAUACAGCAUUUCAGACCAUUUAUAUGGGUAUUCAUUUCCCAGUGUGUUCAUGUUCGUCAUCAAGGUUUACAUUUUCCUAUGUCACAGUUGUUCAUACUUAAGUACUUGGGUUCCACAAUGACUCCAGUUUGAAUCUGGCAUCUUACGACACACUGCAAGAACACUUCCAAAACCACAUUUAUACAAUCCACAAACAAAUCCAAAAUGUGAAAAUCAGUUUGUGAUUUUUGUUGUAUGUAUAGUAUACUGUAGUAUUUGGUCCAACACGUAUACAUAAUUACAAAUAGUCUUCAGCAUAUCCACCCUGACACAACUUUGAUACCAAAAAUAAAACUGCAGAAAUAUUUUGUUCUUUACAUUGGUUUCAGCUUUAUCAAAAGUAUUUUUUUUUUGUGUGAAAUCUGUAGUACCAAUGAACGUCUCAUGAAUGUUCUGGUACUCUACUGUAAACCAAAAAAAGAAAAAAAAAAAGACAGUUCGAAUACAAUAGUGUUUAUAGAGAUGGGUACGAACAACCUGAUGGCACACAGAUCAUGAAGAUGUUUGGAUAUAUUUUUAUGUCCUCUGUGUUGUGAAUAACUCACACCAUUCUUAUUUUUCUUUCAUGUGGCUUAUUAUUGCUUGGUUAAAGGACAUAUAUUUUAUUUUUUGUUGUUAGCAUAACAUGUGAAUUCGCUCAAGAAUGCUCUAUAAAUGUAGAUAUGCACCUUUUUUCUUUCCUUUUAUUGUGUGCAUUUUCAAAAACCUUGAUCGACAUGAAGAAGGACGGAUGUCCUCUACGAUUAAGAACAUCAUCUGCUUGUUCUCUUAUUUUUCCAGCCUUGACACCAUCCUGCUUCUAAAAUAGGUACUGUCUUUAAAAGUGGACGCAAAACAGUUAGUGUUAACACUGCCAUGUGAUGUGAUAGUGUUCUAGCUCAAUCGAAUCGUUACAACAUCUUUGAAAUAAAACGUAUUUCCCUACCAACACCUGUUCUAGAUUACUACAAGCCCAUUUUGAAUGGUUCUCAUAACAAAACAGCGCAUUUUAUAUUUGAUAAACCUUUGCAGCCAGGGAGGAACGACAUUGUGUGACGUGACAAACAACAUUAUAUUUUGGUGGAUAUUUUCGAUCGUUUAAAAUGGGUCACUUGUUUUUCCCCGAAUUCAUUCUCCAAUUGAAGGGCACAACAGGGGCUCCAGACCUGUCAUAAUUUGGGAUGUUUAAGUAUGCCUGUCCUUUUAAUUGAGUUCCUUAUUAUGAUGAGAGCAUUUCUGCCACGUGGCAAGCAGAAGGUUUGCUUUUGUGAUGCAGUGCCCCUCAAAUGCUAAACUCUACUUUUCAUAUUGCCUGUCCAAUAUCACUGUAUUAUCAAAGGCUUCAUGUAAUGAUGCUUUUAGUUUUGAAUAUAAAAGGAAAAGAAAUAUACAAAAAGAAAGAAGAAACUAAAGAAAUUUGUAAAACAUCAAAUGUUUUAUUUGUUGCAUGUUUUUUGUUCUUCAAUAAAAUACCGUACUGCAGUGUUUUUUGAAUGUUACUUCUUUUUUACAAGGAUUUCAGAAUGAAAUCGUGGAGCCUUUUUCUUGACCGGUUUUAACUUUUAAGAUCUCUGCAUAUGUAAAAAAGGUAUACAAAAUGGAAAACUAUUGUCUUUUUAAUUCUGAUUCAAAACCUGUUUUCUGUGGAGAAAAUAGCUAACAUGGUGUAGGUUUUAUGGUCUCUUAAUUUGUACUGGUAAUGCAUAUUCCAAAUAAAUAGUUUCUUUUGUUGCAUAGA
Osmerus eperlanus (European smelt) is the source of this 4958-nucleotide messenger RNA. It is a transcript of the gene pbx1b, whose product is annotated as pre-B-cell leukemia homeobox 1b. Bases 448 to 1737 code for a protein of 429 amino acids. Gene Ontology annotation, cellular component: nucleus. Gene Ontology annotation, molecular function: DNA-binding transcription factor activity, RNA polymerase II-specific; RNA polymerase II cis-regulatory region sequence-specific DNA binding. Gene Ontology annotation, biological process: regulation of transcription by RNA polymerase II; brain development; neuron development. The record is from RefSeq and is a predicted model, not a curated record. NCBI's taxonomy places the organism in Eukaryota, Metazoa, Chordata, Actinopteri, Osmeriformes, Osmeridae. The transcript is spliced from 9 exons.